Molecule: messenger RNA, 2029 nt
Organism: Ricinus communis (castor bean)
Lineage: Eukaryota; Viridiplantae; Streptophyta; Magnoliopsida; Malpighiales; Euphorbiaceae
Product: protein pleiotropic regulatory locus 1
Exons: 17
Coding region: 175-1617 (480 amino acids)
Biological process (GO): mRNA splicing, via spliceosome
Cellular component (GO): precatalytic spliceosome; Prp19 complex; catalytic step 2 spliceosome
Molecular function (GO): protein binding
Source: RefSeq, a predicted model, not a curated record
CCAGUACAAAUAAAAAAGAAAAUAAGAGGGUCGGGUCGGGUACGUUAUUUAACUAUAACGCACGGUAAAUCUUAUCGGUAAUUGAAUCGAACCGGCUUCCCUCCUUCCUAGUCUCUCAAAAACCCUAGCAUUCAAUUGCAGAGACACACACCACUGAAGGAAGAGGAGGACAAUAUGCCAGCUCCAACGCAAGAGAUGGAGCCCGUGGAACCACAAUCACUAAAGAAGCUUAGUUUUAAAUCUCUAAAACGAGCACUGGACCUCUUUUCUCCAAUUCACGGCCAGCUAGCUCCUCCCGAUCCAGAAAGUAAAAAAACUCGAUUGAGCCACAAGAUAAAUGUAAACUAUAAAGGAAUAAAAAAUGCAAAUGAAGUUCCAAGGCCAGUUCAUUCUUCUUCUGCAACUGAUUCAACGCCUUCUAAUGUCCUUGCUCUUCCAGGUCCAGAUGAUUCUAGGGAUCCACAAAAGGGUGGGACUCAAAACGCGUUGGUGGUUGGUCCAACUGUGCAACCAAAGGGAAUAAAUAAUGUUGGUCCUCAGGGAAAAAGCACUGCCUUGAUUUCUGGUUCUAAAUCAUCUGAAAGGUUCUCCACAUCUGCUAUAAUGGAAAGAAUUCCAAGCAAAUGGCCGCGUCCUGUUUGGCAUCCUCCAUGGAAGAAUUACAGGGUCAUCAGUGGUCAUUUGGGAUGGGUGAGAUCUGUUGCAUUUGAUCCAAGUAAUACAUGGUUUUGCACUGGUUCUGCUGACCGUACAAUCAAGAUAUGGGAUGUAGGAACUGGAAGGUUAAAGCUCACACUGACUGGACACAUUGAACAAGUACGAGGACUUGCUGUUAGCCAAAGACAUACCUACAUGUUCUCUGCUGGUGAUGACAAACAAGUGAAAUGCUGGGACCUUGAACAGAAUAAGGUUGUCCGGUCUUAUCAUGGUCACCUAAGUGGUGUCUACUGCUUGGCUAUUCAUCCCACAAUCGACCUUUUGCUAACUGGGGGACGUGAUUCUGUUUGUCGGGUCUGGGAUGUUCGUACAAAAGUUCAAGUUUUUGCGCUGUCUGGGCAUGAUAACACAGUAUGCUCAGUAUUCACUCGACCAACGGAUCCACAAGUCGUCACUGGAUCCCAUGACACGACCAUUAAGUUUUGGGAUCUUAGAUAUGGAAAGACUAUGUUGACACUCACACACCACAAGAAAUCUGUUCGAGCUAUGGCGUUGCAUCCUACCGAGCAUUGUUUUGCCUCUGCAUCAGCUGACAACAUUAAGAAAUUCAGCCUUCCAAAAGGAGAAUUCUUGCACAACAUGCUCUCUCAGCAGAAAACGAUCAUCAAUACAAUGGCUGUUAACGAGGAUGGUGUAAUGGCUACAGGAGGUGAUAAUGGGAGUAUAUGGUUCUGGGAUUGGAAGAGUGGUCAUAAUUUCCAGCAAACCCAAACAAUUGUGCAGCCUGGCUCAUUGGAUAGUGAAGCUGGCAUCUAUGCUCUCUCAUACGAUAUAACAGGCUCAAGGCUUGUAACUUGUGAAGCUGACAAGACAAUUAAAAUGUGGAAAGAGGAUGAAACUGCCACUCCAGAAACUCAUCCUCUCAACUUCAAGCCUCCUAAAGACAUCCGGCGGUUCUAGUGAUCACCUUCAUGUUAGACUGGGUUCUCAGCAUGCACCAGAAUGAACGCUGGUUAAAAUAUAAUGUAGUCAAUUUAGAUGGUAACUCGCCAAGUUCCAGAAGCAUGGAAUCGUUUUACUGUGAUAGGAGAUAGCAUGUUCGAAGCCCCCAACGGAUUAAUUUUUGUCUUCUGUUUCUGUAUAUCAUUUAUGAUAUUAGUUGGUUUUGCAACCAAUUUCCAAGCAUAUGUAUUUGUUUUGAUAAUCAAGGUUCUUAUUUUAGAACGCAAAUAGCAUGCCCUAUCAGCCUGUGGUAGAACGUAAUGUAUCGUACCUAAAUUGCCAGCUUAUGGUAUGGUACUGGCAAAUACUCAGCCUGAUUUCUGUAUUGUCUGUUUAUGAUUUUAUGGUUCCCUUCUUCUUUUUUUGUUUA